AUGCUGACUCUCUCAACUGAAGAAGACUAUGACUAUUCUGACCUAACAAACUCAUAUAUGGGAAUUUUUAAUACAAAAGCGUUUGAAAGGUUUCUCAGUACCACCCAAACAGGAUAUGCCCAUACAAGCUCUGGAAUCGACUUAAACCUACUACUAAAGACUCUAAUCACUUCAUUAUGUAUAUGUACUAUUCAAUUGACCGUUUUUUGUUUUUUUCGAUCUACGUUGAAGAUAGUCUACCAACCAAGAUGCUUCUGUGUUCCUGUUAACGAAAGAAUGGAUCCACUCCCUAGAGGUUUUCUUUCCUGGGUGUUACCGACAAUGAAGUCUAACAUGCACUUUUACCUAUCUAUGGGUUUGGAUACUUAUUUCUUCGUCAGAUUCAUCAACGUUUUACUAUUAUACUUUAUCUUUAUUGGAACUCUGAAUAUGAUAAUAUUACUACCUAUCAACUGGACAGGAAGUGACCAAUUUUAUCAAGCUCCAGGCUUAGAUCGACUUAGUCUUUCAAACAUUGCCAGUUCCAAGGUGAGUAGAUUGAAUUCUCACUUCUUAAUGGGUUUGGUUACGAUAGGCACUCUCCACUGCUUAAUAAUCUACGAACUUCUGAGCUUUGUUUCUAUAAGACAGUCCUACUUAUUGUCUCCAAACCACAGAGAAUCUGCACAAGGAAAAAUGCUUUUGAUAUCUAAUUGCCCACAUCAACUUCUAGAGGAGGAAGUAUUGAGUAGUGUUUUUGGAUUCAUUCCUGGUGGAAUUAAGAAAGUUUGGUUUGUUCAUGAUUUCAAAGAUAUUUCUAGAGAAGUUCAAAAGGCUAGAAGUGCUCUAGAUACAUUAGAAAAGGCUCAAAUUUUGUAUUUGAAAAAGUCCUAUCGGUGCCAAUUUCCGAGAAAGAAAUGGUUGCGAAAUUAUUUUUCUGACAAGAUUGAAGACAUAACCGACCACCUAAGCGAAGAUGAAUACCAUCAUUCGUUGGAACCACAAUUUUAUCCAGCAAUCUCCAUGACCAUCUUUUUCCCAAUAAUAAAUAGAUCAGUUGAGUUAAAACUACCUGGUUUUCUCAGAUUCUUCGCAUUUCAAGACAAAAUUUCAAUGACCACUUGGUCCGCGAAACAACUCGACAUCAGCCUUAAAGCGAUUGAUGCGCAGAAGCAACUAAUGAACGAGGGAAGGCUAACAAAGCAUACCAAAUUAUUCGUUCAGUUUAACACACAAGAGGGGGCAUAUAUAGCUCACCAAUGUUUACUUUCAAGGAACCAGGGAGAUCUUGAUCUGAGUUUAGUAGAAGUUCAUGCUGGUGAUAUAAAGUGGAACAAUUUAUCCAGGAACAACUCCUACACAUCUUUAGUUGAAAAGUACAUUGUCAAUCUUGCUUUCAUUUGUAUUAUAAUACUUUACGUUGUUCCAGUCUCAUUUAUUGGGCUCUUUUCGCAGAUCCCCUUCUUGGUUCAGUUGAUGCCAUUUCUAGCCUGGAUAUACAAAUUUCCCGAAGAAGUGAGAGAAACAAUCUCUAGUUUCUUACCUUCAAUUCUAUUAACAAUACUUACUGAAAUAGUCAUGGUAACCUUUAGAUACUUGACAAAGUUUAAGGGAAUCCUAUCAGGGGCCGAACUUGAAUUAGAUCUACAGAGGUGGCACUUCUCUUUCCUCUUUGUCCAGCAGUUUCUUGUUGUGACAAUUCUGUCCAGUAUAACUGUCAUUUUCAAGCAAAUAUUGGACCAGCCAACUUCGAUUCCCAUAUUAUUGGCGACAAACCUUCCUAAGGGUGCAAACUUUUUCUUCCAGUUUUUUGCAUUGAAAGCCUUUGCUUUCUGUGGAGCCAAUUUCAUGAGAGCAGAACUGCUUAUAUUUCAUUAUUUGACUUCCAAGCUUCGGGAUAUAACUCCAAGACAAAAGUUUCAUUCACUAACCGGAUUGCCUAAGAUUAAAUGGGGUACUGUGUAUCCCGUCUUCUCUGUCUAUGCUUGUAUUGGAAUUACAUACUCCAUCAUAUCUCCCUUGAUCUCAAUUUUUAUAAUAUUCAUAUUAAUGUUGAUAUUGUUGUACUACAAGUAUGCUUUGAAGUACAUUUAUAGUCAUAUCAACGAAUCAGAAACACAAGGGAGAUUGUACCCCAUUGCAUUAUUGCAUUUAUAUACGGGGAUGUAUUGUCUUGAGUGUUGUCUUAUUGGAAUCUUCUUUCUACUGAAAGACGAAGAUGGAAAUUCACCAAUGAAAGUUCAUGGAUGGAUAAUGAUAUUGGUAUUAUUGAUUACAAUUUUCGGCCAUCAAACGAUUUUUAAUCGGUUUGUUAAACAUUUCUCUUAUUUGCCAAUUCUUUCUGACUUCAAGAAUAAAGAGAUUAAUACCACUGAAAAGAACAACAGCAACUGCGUGGUUGGCGAAGUUGCAAACUUUAAAUCAACAGAUGGCGAUGAUCACGAACUUCUUUAUCUUCAUCCGGCAUUUAAAUUUGAAGACCCAAAAUUAUGGCUACCUUCUGAUCCACUAGGUAUCUGCUUAAAUCUCAUUCAGCAUAUUGAACAUCUUGUUCCCGGUCUUCAAGGUGGUACGACCAAAGGAGCAUCCGUAAUAUUCGACAACACGUAUCGCAAAGUCAAAAUAAGAGUAACGGAAGCACCCCCAGAUUAUAAAUAG
This is a messenger RNA of Scheffersomyces stipitis CBS 6054, 2637 nucleotides long. RefSeq names its product Spo75p (gene SPO75). NCBI's taxonomy places the organism in Eukaryota, Fungi, Ascomycota, Pichiomycetes, Serinales, Debaryomycetaceae. The transcript has a single exon. The coding region runs from base 1 to 2637 and encodes 878 amino acids. Gene Ontology annotation, cellular component: plasma membrane. Gene Ontology annotation, molecular function: calcium-activated cation channel activity. The record is from RefSeq and is a predicted model, not a curated record.